Messenger RNA from Loxodonta africana (African savanna elephant), 4476 nucleotides. RefSeq names its product cysteine and serine rich nuclear protein 1 (gene CSRNP1). NCBI's taxonomy places the organism in Eukaryota, Metazoa, Chordata, Mammalia, Proboscidea, Elephantidae. Gene Ontology annotation, biological process: regulation of transcription by RNA polymerase II. Gene Ontology annotation, molecular function: DNA-binding transcription factor activity, RNA polymerase II-specific; sequence-specific DNA binding. The coding region runs from base 1545 to 3311 and encodes 588 amino acids. The record is from RefSeq and is a predicted model, not a curated record. The transcript is spliced from 5 exons. Gene Ontology annotation, cellular component: nucleus.
GGAAUUUUCUGUUUCUAGGGGACAGCCAGGUGCAGAUGCCGAGUAGGAUUUGGUUCUGGGGAUCUGCGGGGUGGGUGGCGGUCAUUCAGCACCCUGGAGAUGGGUCUGGAGCUUGGGAAUGGCUGGGGUCUCCCAGAGGGACUGUGGUGAGGGGCAGCCUGCGGGAUGCAGUUUGUCCAUGUGUGUUUAUGUCUGUCAUUGUGGUCUGUCAGCAUGUGCGUGUGUGUGCGCGCGUGUGUGCACACACACUUGGGUCCCGAGUUCUCCAUCUCCGGGAGAGCCUGCACGUCAGUCAGCUGGGGUCUGGGUUGUUUUUGUUUGUGGUUUAACCCUGGGAGGCAGGGGGCAUGGCAAGACCGAGAAACAACCCACUGAGAAGCCCCCGGAAGCACCUGUGUGUUCUGUUCCCCCAGGCCCGGGGCGGGAGGUUCUCUCACUUCUCUCAGGCUGGCCUGGGGGGAGGCUGCAGUCAUUUGACAGCACACCCUGUAGGAUCCAGGUUAGGGACUUCGCGGGGGGCUGGGGAAAGGGGUGUUAGGAAGAGACACCUGAGUAGGGGGAGACCAGGACAGCCUUCUGGUUGGUUUUUCCUGUUCUCUGUGUUUCCUGUGAUGGCAUUGAGGGGGAGGGGCUCCCCAGCACUGGAGCCUCUGUGUGCCUGUUUCCCCUUCCUCCUGGUGACCUCCCAGGGGCCCAGGCCUUUGUGUGGCAGGACCAGGCAGCAGAUAGCUAUACUCAAGCUCGAAGCCAUGAAUCCCUGAGGAUGUCGGCGCUGCCCCAAGCAGGGCAGGAGACUUUUACUUGCUGUGGCAUUUAGGAGGAGGGGCCCCGAGUGCCCUGCACUGGAGUGAGGCAGCCAGCUGCAGGGGUCUGCUAGUUGGCUGCAGCCCCUCAGGCCUGAGACCCUCAUACAGGGACGUUACAGUAUUGUGUUCUGGGCUCCAGGUCACCAAGCUGCGGCCAGGAGGGACAUGGGAUGUUGUCUUGGAUGGUCAGUUUUCCUGGAAGGUUUUUGUUUUAAGGGAAAAAAUAAGUUUUCCAUAAGCGAUUAAUUCCAGCAAACAGGGCGAGACACUGGAGCAGAAGGCAAAAUGUAUGUGAAUUUUUAAGAUCAAACGGGAGACGUGAGAUGCAGAGCUGGAGCGGCUCAGGGUCACAUUAGCAGGCCUGGAGGCAGGGGACUUCUCUCCUGUGGGGUGGGGAUUUCUGAGGGAAAGUCUGACAAGCACCAUCCCAGUGAGCAGAGGAGGAGCUUGGGAAAGUCCUAACUCUGGGAAUCGCCCGUGGUCAGCGUGAAAGCCAGCCUGGUUCCUGGGGUGCCGGGUCAGCCUGGCCUGGUGUGAGCACCUGCAGGGCUACGUGUGCCGGGCUUGUGCGUGGGUGGGUGUGCAGGAGAAGAGGAGGAGGACGCAGGGGCUCUGUGAGGCCGUGCAGACCGUAGGCUCACAGACGGCCGCGUACACACAAAGGCACACAGAUGUGAGCUAGCGUGAAUCACCCGGCCGGCUGUCUGUCUCCAGACCCUAGAGCACCCCAGCGCCACCAUGACUGGGCUGCUGAAGAGGAAAUUUGACCACCUGGAUGAGGACUCUUCCUCCUCCUCUUCCUCCUCUGGGUGCCGCUCUCCUUCUUGCUCUGCAAGUUCUUCGGCCUCCCCUGCCUGGGACUCGGACGAGGAGGGCCCCUGGGAUCAGACACCCCUGCCUUACCGUGACUUCUGUGGCUCCCAGAAUUUCACCCCCCCGUCCAUCUUGAAACGGGCUCCCCGGGCGCGCCCAGGCCGUGUUGCCUUCGAUGGCAUCACCGUCUUCUACUUCCCUCGGUGCCAGGGCUUCACUAGCGUGCCCAGCCGUGGCGGCUGCACGCUGGGCAUGGCCCCGCACCACAGCGCCUGCCGCCGCUUCUCCUUGGCCGAGUUCACGCAGGAGCAGGCCCUGGCUCGGCGAGAGAAGCUCCGUCUGCGCCUGAAGGAGGAGAAGCUGGAGGCACUGAGAUGGAAGCUUUCAGCGACUGGGGUGCCUGAGGCGGAGGCAGGCCUGCCGCUCACGGUGGACACCAUCGACGACGCAUCUGUGGAGGAGGACUUGGCAGUGGCCGUGGAAGGCGGCCAGUUGGAGGAAGGGACCUUCCUCCAGCCCUACCCAGCCCGGUGCCGGCAGGCGCUGCUGCGGGCUGCAGGUGUGCGGAGGAUCAACCGCGAGGAGAAGCGGGAGCUGCAGGCGUUGCGCCGUUCCCGGGAAGACUGUGGCUGUCGUUGUGACAAGGUCUGUGACCCCGAGACCUGCAGCUGCAGCCUGGAGGGCAUCAAGUGCCAGGUGGACCACACAUCGUUCCCGUGUGGUUGCUGCAGGGAGGGUUGUGAGAACCCCAAGGGCCGGGUGGAGUUUAAUCAGGCCCGAGUUCAGACCCACUUCAUCCACACGCUCACCCGCCUGCAGCUGGAGCAGGGGGCCGAGAGCCUCGUGGAGCUGGAGGCCCCCACGUGGGGCAGCGCCCCCAGCCCUGGUGAGCAGGCCCUGGCCCCCGCGUUCUCGCUGGCUGAGCCCCCGACGAGCAGCGAGCUGGGUGACAACAGCUGCAGCAACAACAUGACUGAUUCCUCCACUGCAUCCUCCCUGGCGUCGGGCGCCAGUGAGGCCCCCAGUGGCCCUGCCCACCCGGCCCUGCCCAGCCCUGGCGUCCAGCCUGGCGUGGAUGAUGACAAACUGGUGCAGAGCCUGAGCUUCAGUGACUCAGACCUUGGCAGGGAGGAGGAGGAGGAGGAGGAGGAGGAAGGGGGCGUGGGGAGCCUGGACAACCUGAGCUGCUUCCACCCGGCUGACAUCUUUGGUACCGGUGACCUGGGUGGACUGGCCAGCUGGGCCCACAGCUAUUCUGGCUCUGGCCUCACGCUGGGCGUCCUGGAUGAGAACGCCAACCUGGAUGCCAGCUGUUUCCUCAACGGUGGCCCUGAAGGGUCAAAAGAAGCAAGCCUCCCUGGCACCCCAGGGCUGGCCAGCACGGACGCCGGCCAGAGCAGCUCCGUGGACCUGAGCUUGUCUUCCUGCGACUCCUUUGAGCUAUUCCAGGGCCUGCCGGACUAUAGUCUGGGGCCCCUCUACACCUCCCGGAAGUUGUCUGAUGGCCUGGACACCCUCGAGACACCCUUCCUCCCCUUCCCUGGCUUCUCUCCGCCCAGGGACACAGCCACUUGCUUCCUGGAGUCCUUCAUGGGCUCUUCUGAGCCAGCUGAGGAGGUCCACACUCCCUUCCUCGACGGCCAGUUUGAGGACACUGCCCUGGCGUCUCUGAUGGAGCCGGUGCCUGUGUGAGGAGGGGGCCUUUUCCUGGCCCUCAGAGCGCUGCUGCUGCUGCUGCUUUGUGAUUUGGGGGUUCCCUGGGGCCUGUAUGUAACGGUCUGGGGGCACUCCUGGUUUUUGUGCAACACUCUGGAUUUAUUUAUUUUUCUAAUUCUCUGUGCUGAGGAGCGGGCCGGGCGUAGGGUCUUCCCUUUCCAGCCUCCUACCCACACGGUACUCUUCCGAGCGCCACAGGGUGUGCAGGAAGAGAAGGCCUGGCUCCCCUGGAGCCUUGCAGACUCCUUUUCGUCUUUGUGUGAUGUUUGUCCAUCCGAAGAUGGUGAGAUGGGGCUGGGAUCGGCCACCGGCGGCUUCUCCUGCUGCCCCGAGCCCUGGAGGGUGGGCAAAUCCUUUGGACUGUGAAGACUAAUUUAUUUCUGUAAUUUAUUUGGAGACAGGUGGUGUUGGCCUCUUCUCGGGUCAGUGUGGGGCACAGACCCUGUCAGGUACUUUUGCCAUGUAGACCUGUAGCCCAUGCCUGGCACUGCAGGUGAGCCCUGCCUGGGCUGGGCUUUGGUGCAGACCAGGUGUGCAUUUGAGCCCAGUGAUUGACUCUCAGCUACCUGGUUCCUGGAUGGCUAAGCAUGCAGGGCUGACCAGGGACAGCCUGGACCAGGGGAGGGGCUGGGCUGGGCUGGCCGACCCAACCCUUCCUGUGCUACCCAGCCCCUUUGCUUCCUGUCCUCUGCCCCAUCCCCCUUCCCAAAGGCCACAGCCUUUAUUUCAGCUCCCUUGAUGUUGGAAGGGGAAGCAGGAAGCCCAGAGAGGGCAAGGGGCUUGCCUCAGGACACACGGCAUGCCCCUGACUACUAUCUCAGGUCUUUCUGGGCACCACACUCUGGCCGGGGCCACUUGCCCAUGCCCUGGGGCCAGCUGGCAAGGGGAGGGCUGGCUCCGUAGGGCUUUUAUGCCCUUUGCCCAUGUUGAGUUUUGCAUCAUAACUUCUACACUGUCCCCGAGUGCUGGAACUAUAAUUUACUCAUUCUCCUUUGUGUCUGUGCCAAGAAGCCCAGGCUCUGGGCCUGCCCGUUUUCCUCCUCCCCAGCGCCCUUGCCCAGGAGGCCUCACCAGGCUGCGUGCUUGUGGGAACACCUUGUACCUGAACUUACAGGUACCAGUAAAGAGCCUCUAUUUUUAA